GAUAUUCUGAUGUGGCCAAAACUCCCCCAACUGUACCUCCAGGAUUCUUUUCGGAGCAGAUUCAUCAGGAUGAGCCUCCCGGCCCCACCCAGACUCGUGGAUCUGGCAGGUCAGAGCCUGCUGAAGGACCAGGCCUUGGCCAUUGCUGCUCUGAAGGUGCUGCCCAUGGAGCUCUUCCCGCCACUGUUCACAGCGGCCUUCACUGGGAGGUACAGGGAGACCCUGAAGGCGAUGGUGCAGGCCUGGCCCUUCGCCUGCCUUCCUCUGGGGGCCCUGAUGAAGGACCAGAAGCCUUACCAGGAGACCUUUCAAGCUGCACUGGAUGGACUCGAUGUCCUGCUUGCCCAGGAGCCCCGCCCCAGGAGGUGGAAACUGCAGGUGCUGGAUUUACGGAAGAAUGCUCAUCAGGACUUCUGGACCGUGUGGUCUGGGACCAGGGCCAGUAUAUACUCCCUGUUGGAGCCAGAGGUGGCCCAGCCCAUGAAGAAGAGGCAAAAAAUGGAUAGUUGCAGGCCAGGGCCCAAGCAGACCUUGGCUCCUGUGGAGGUGCUCAUAGAUCUUUGCCUCAAGGAAGGCACCCCUGAUGAGUCUCUCGCCUACCUCAUCCAGAAAGUCAAGCAGGGGAAAGGUCUGCUACACCUGUGCUGUAAGAAGCUGAAGAUUUUCGAAAUGCCGAUGCAGAACAUUAAGAAGAUCCUGAAGAUGGUGCAGCUGGACUCUAUCCAGGAUUUAGAAGUGAAUUGUACCUGGAAAUUGUCCACCCUGGGGAAGUUUGCACCUCACCUGGGUCAGAUGGGCAACCUGCGCCGGCUCCUCCUCUCCCACAUCCACAUGUCUUCCCACACCACCCCGACGAAGGAGGAACAGUGUGUCAGCCAAUUCACCUCUCAGUUCCUCAGGCUGCACUACCUUGAGGAGCUCUAUUUGGACUCUAUCUCCUUCCUUGAAGACCACCUGGACCAAGUGCUCAGCUGCCUGAAGACCCCCUUGGAGACCCUGUCAAUAACUAACUGCCUGCUUUCGGAAUCAGACUUGACACAUCUGUCCCAGCACCUGAAUGUCAGUCAACUGAAGGACCUGGGUCUCAGUGGGGUCACCCUGACCGAUAUGAGCGCUGGGCCCCUCCAAGUUCUGAUAGAGAGAGCCUCUGCCACCCUCCAGGACCUGGACUUAGAUGAGUGUGGGAUCAUGGACUCUCAGUUCAGUGCCAUCUUGCCUUCCCUGAGCCACUGCUCGCAGCUCAUGACUUUCAGUUUCUGUGGAAAUCCCAUCUCCAUGGCUGUCCUGGAGGACCUGCUUCGCCACACCAUUGGGCUGACCAAGCUGAGUCAUGUGCUGUACCCUGCCCCCCUGGAGAGUUAUGAGGACAUCCGUGGCACCCUCCACCUGGGCAGGCUUGCCCAUCUGCAUGCCAGGCUGAAGCAGAUGCUGCAGGAGUUGGGGCGGCCCAGCAUGGUCUGGUUCAGCGCCAACCCCUGUCCUCACUGUGGUGAUAGGACAUUCUAUGACCCAGAGCCCAUUCUGUGCCCCUGUUAUAUGCCUGUCUAGCUGGAUACACCUACCAUAGGCCUCAUUCUGGGCACUUGGACACUGAAGCCCAGGCAUAAGUGUAACUUGAAGGAACACAGAAGCCAUAGUUUGAGACACCUGCCCAGAGUGAGCAGGGAAAGGAAAGAUGAUUCGGGGACAGGGGAUGUUGUCCGGAAGUUAAUAGGAUCUUUGGAUGCAUUUAGAGCAUUAGAAAUAUGAAUCUGAAUUUCUAGAGGGAGAUUCAAGUUUGGGAGGUAGAUGUGGGAGUUAUCCCUGCGUGGAUGGUUGUAAAGAAAUGGUGAGAAAUAAACAGAAUCUUAAGGUCA
Hyaena hyaena (striped hyena) is the source of this 1856-nucleotide messenger RNA. It is a transcript of the gene PRAME, whose product is annotated as PRAME nuclear receptor transcriptional regulator. The transcript has 4 exons. Gene Ontology annotation, biological process: negative regulation of apoptotic process; negative regulation of DNA-templated transcription; positive regulation of cell population proliferation. Gene Ontology annotation, cellular component: cytoplasm. The record is from RefSeq and is a predicted model, not a curated record. Lineage: Eukaryota; Metazoa; Chordata; Mammalia; Carnivora; Hyaenidae. Bases 10 to 1548 code for a protein of 512 amino acids.